This is a messenger RNA of Cotesia glomerata, 2243 nucleotides long. RefSeq names its product ankyrin-3-like (gene Atac3). Gene Ontology annotation, biological process: positive regulation of transcription by RNA polymerase II. The record is from RefSeq and is a predicted model, not a curated record. Gene Ontology annotation, molecular function: protein binding; transcription cis-regulatory region binding. Bases 265 to 1857 code for a protein of 530 amino acids. Lineage: Eukaryota; Metazoa; Arthropoda; Insecta; Hymenoptera; Braconidae. Gene Ontology annotation, cellular component: nucleus. The transcript is spliced from 9 exons.
UAGGUUCGCGGCGGUCGAAAGUUCUACAACACAUUCAGCAAAUAUUGGGGCAAUGAUGAUUAAAAAAAAAGUGAUCAAGAAUCGAAUAUUCUUGCAAAAUCAACCAAUCAAUAGUUAUAAAAAAAAUAAUUAAUUAAAAAAUCAGGUUGUGAACGCCAGCGAAUUCAACUAACCAACAACUUUAGCACGCAAUCCGCAUCAACACCAGUUAUUUAUUGUAAAAUAAUGCACUCAUUUUUUUUACCUGGACAUUGAUGAAAAAUCAUGCAAGAGGCUAUGUGUGAUGAUAUUGAGCCAUUCGAUGGUGAAACUUUUAUUCCGGUGGAGUUUCUUUACUGUGAAAAUCCGCCGAAAAUUGUAACGAGACAAACACAGUCUCAGGAUUCAUCUUCUAUAGUUCAGCUGGGACAGCUACUGUUGACCCAGGCUGCUGAUGGCAAUACUGAGACAAUUAGAAGUCUUAUGAGACGUGGUGCGCCUUUUACUACAGAUACGUUGGGAACAAGUGCAUUACAUUUUGCAGCUCAGAAUAAUCGUUUAGAGACGGCUGAAGUUUUGUUAAAGGCUGGAAUUUCUCGAGAUGCUAGGACGAAGGUUGACAGGACACCUUUGCACAUGGCCGCUUACGAAGGUCAUUUUACAAUGGUUCAAUUACUUAUUAAUUAUGGUGCUGAUGUCAACAGCCGUGAUAUGUUAAAAAUGACACCACUGCAUUGGGCAGUAGAACAAGAGCACCCAGAUGUAAUCGCAUUGCUGCUAGAAAACGGAGCUGAUCCGAAUGCUCUUAGCAAAUUUCAAAAAACCCCAGUGAGCCUUGCCUACGAGCGCGGUAGAACUGACUUCGUAAACUUACUCCAGCAGAACCGUGACUUUGUUAGUGUCCAGCCGCAUCCGAGUCCUCAUCAUGAAGAAAUGGAGCAAGGAUCUCACAAUAUUGUCAAAAUAGAGCAGACCGACCACGGAGAUAAUCAUGAGCAGGAGAUGCAACAACGAUAUGAAAUUCAUCAACCGCUUCACUCUCAGUCGCAUAAAGUUCCUCCAGUUCAAGCUCCGAAAAAACAGAAGAUGGUCUUCCAACAAAUCCACGUGACUCCUUCGAGCGAAGACGAAGAAGACAACGCAGCUGAAAUAGAACAACGGAUAAAUAGCAUUGAGAAUAGUACAUUUAAAAAACACCUGGAUUUAAAUUCAUUUGGAAGUAUUGAACAGCCUCUGCAGUGGCUUCAGACUCAUCAUGGUAUUACGAUGAUACCCAUGGAUAAUGAAGCGUCUAUCGUUGAAAAUGCUAUAGAAAGUGGAAGGACUGUUAGACUGACAGAAGCUGGAAGACAAGCUUUGAAAUCAACAAGAACCCAACCUUUAGGUAUCGCGAGGAUAAAUGUUAAUUCUAAAAAAAAUACUCCUCGAAAAGUAAUAGCAAUAAGAGCUGAUCAACUUACCUCUCCUAUACCGACAAGAGGACCCAAUAUACUGAAAAGAAGCAAUGACAAUAAAUCUGGAAAAAUUUAUCUCACGCCUGUUUCCAAUAAUCUCACGAUAAAAACAAAUAAAGUGGGACUUUCAAAAAUUUAUCAAAAGAAAAAUACAAUACAGCUGGGAAAAAUAAAAAAUGUUGACCAUUCGAACCCGGUUGUCUUGCACUUAGAUGACGAAAUUGAAGAAAUAGCGGAAGCUGUUGAUCCUAAUGAUAAUAACGGGAUCGAAUUAUUGACAGACGUCGCGUCGCUAAAUAAAAGAUUAAUUGAAACGCAAAGACAAGCCGCUGAGUAUCAAAAGCAAUUUGAACUGAAAGCCGAAGAGGCGAAAAUUUUGCGACAGCAGUUGCAAGAUAUGAUGGCUGCAAAUGCUGCCAAGUGAUUCUUUUUUUUGUAAAGUGUUAUAAUUAAUAAUUAAUAAUUACGAGUAAUAAUUAGAUAUAAAUAAAUAUUUUUAAACUUUUUAAAUUUUCUAUAAAUUGGAUUAAAAAAAUUGUUGAAUUUUUUUGUUCAGAUCCAAAUUUAUAUCUAUUAUAUUAUAACAUGUAAAUAUUUUAACAAAAUUUAAGUGAUUGAUCGUCAUACGGUGCGUGAAAUUUAGUUAUUAUAAUUAUAUAUUAUUGAAUUUGCUGUUGGAGUAAUCCAAUCGCCGGGUGAUUUGUAACCACAGCUUCGCAUGUACAGUGCUAAUUUUUAUUUAUAAAUUUAAGAUCAUUAUUGCAAGCUCAUCUGUCAAUUGUAAAAAAAUUUUUUUAAAUGAAAAUUAAA